UCAUUGUUCACGGCUUGAUUUCUUUCUCUCUCGGCUGGAAUUCGCGUGGAAAUUUGCAUUUCACUUAGCUAUAUUUCUUUUUUUCUUAUCUCAAGGUUCYCAGAAGGCAGGAGCGGAUGCUAACUUYUCAAAACAAACCCCAGGAAAUGUUGAUGAUUUGCUUAUGAACACGCCGCCGAAUCGGCGAGCACCGACUUYAAAACUCKCAUCUAUUAAAGAGGAUAAAGCUGGAAGCAACCUUACUUCAGUCGAYAGGCUUUUGACAUUCAGUCCUGUAGCUAAGGGCGCUCAGCCAGCUGAAACAGAGACAGCAAAACCUCCAUCGCCAACAGAAUCGAAGCUAACCAAAGCAGAUGAUGCGGCAUUAGUUCAGCCUCUUCUCUACAGUAAAAGUGAUAUAGAAACCGCCGUCAAGAAGGAGCGUGAGGCUCUCCUAAAACAGACUCACGAAGAGUCUCAGGUACGAGACAUGGAGAUCCAAGAUAUCCUUAGCAAACUUCAAACAGAAGUUGAAAAUAACUCGAAACUGAAGCGAGAGAACGAUGAACUCAAGACUGUAAUGAAAGAAUAUGAAAAAACAAUGGCAGAGAUGAUCGAGUCGACCGAAAAGGAUAAAAAUAUGGCAGACGAGUCCAAAAAUGAAAUAGUAAAAGAAAGAGAUCAGUUACAAGCAGAUCUCAAUUCUGUAGAAGCAGCGUUUUCCGAUCUACAUCGACGUUAYGAGAAGAUGAAAGGAGCUUUGGAAAACUUUAAGAAAAACGAAGAGAUUCUUAAAAAAGCAGCUCAGGACUACCAAGAGAAGCUACGGAAAUCCAGCGAAAAAUACCAAAUGCUUAAAAAACACGCGGAAGAAAAAAUAGAAACAGCAAAUAUAGAAAUAAAUAGAGUGCGCAGAUCGAAUGAUUCCGAAAUGGCUGUCAUGAGAGCAGCCCUUAAAAAAGAACARAAUAAAAGUGCAAGUCUAGAACAAGCUGUACAACAAAAGAUAAACGAAAAUAAAGAACUCACUGCUAUCUGCGAUGAACUAAUACAAAGAGCAAGUGGAAAAUAGAGUUGUUUUGACUAUAAUCACAGUGAUUAUUCUACACACAUUUGUACUGAAAGGAAUUCACAAUAGCAGCUCCCUCACUCAAGGCACAUAACAUUUUGUGACGGCAUUGUCCCUUCCUCCUUAAAGAGAAUUGUUGCGUUGUUCAUUCAAACAAACAAACACUUGUCAUGUAUGCAUUGUGAGCUUGCAAAUAGACAUGUAGGAAGUAGAGUUUGGGACUAAAUUAAAAGAUUUAACUUGUAUAUAAAAUAGUUAUCCCAAAUUGUGGUUUGCAUUGUAAGCCUUGGUUAUUGAAUGAUUAAAUUUGAAUAAACAUGUGAAGAUUUUGGAAAA
Messenger RNA from Exaiptasia diaphana, 1384 nucleotides. Its product is annotated as transforming acidic coiled-coil-containing protein 1. The record is from RefSeq and is a predicted model, not a curated record. Gene Ontology annotation, biological process: mitotic spindle organization; cell population proliferation. Gene Ontology annotation, cellular component: cytoplasm. The transcript has 11 exons. Lineage: Eukaryota; Metazoa; Cnidaria; Anthozoa; Actiniaria; Aiptasiidae. Bases 164 to 1051 code for a protein of 295 amino acids.